CCGCUCAGGAUUGGUCCCUGGGAGGCAAGAGGGACUCACAGGGAGCAGUUGCUGGGUGGUUGUGUGUGUUGGACCCUGGGCUACCCCCUCUCCCGAGUUCCCUGGGUUUGGUGUAGGCAUGGCCUGGUGACAAUUCCACUUUUCAUUGCCAGACCUGGGAGCAUGGCCAGGAGCUAGGGUUUCCCGCGAAGUUAGGGGGAGAUUGGGGAGAGGGAAGCCGCUUCAUGACCGAGAUGGGGUCCUGGGACUCAUCUCUAGGGGGCGUGAGGCCCUCAGACCCAGGACGAGUCCAGAAGUCUCAGCGGGCACAGGCUUUGAUUCUUGGCCCAGUCUGGCCCUCUUCCUCUGUAGGCCCGGGUCUCCAAGGAGAGUACGUUUUUCAGUUUCAGAGGGUUUUCCUGAAGGGGCAGUAACCUGUCAGAGAGAGAGUGGCCUAUGGGAGACCCGGCUCCUGAAGGUGGCCGGGAUGGUUGGAGCCCUUUCUCUUGGGUUGUCAGAGAUGGGAGUAAAGCUUCAUGGCCCAGGGAAUCUUCUGGGCAUCUCUACUCUCCCAGCCAGAGGCCCAGGAACCAACUCCUUGGCUUCUGGGUAGAGUAACCUGAACCCAGUGGCCGAGCACCUCUUAAAUGCCAGGAAGGGCACUGGGCCGUGCCCCUGGAAUGUGUGGAUGGAGGAGGAUUUGGAGGAUUCUGUCCUCAGGAGGCUCAGCCCCUGGGGGCAAGACAGGACAUAAACACACAAAGUUCCCCGAUACAGGGUUUCAAUACCAGUCCUGAACUGGUAAUAGUGGAAAGCCAAGAGGCUACACACCAUUAAUUGCUAUGUGAGUAAUGUAGGCUGCGAGAGUGCCAGGGCAGCAGAGAUCCAGUUCCAUGCAAGCAAGCAAAUGUGCUGAAAUGUUCCAGCUCCAUGCCCGCCCUUCCUUAUUACCUUGCUCCAAGGGCAGGGAGCAGCAGGGGCGCUGAGGAGGUUCUCCUGCACUCAUCCCCACCCACUCCCAGGUUUGUUUGUUUCCUGCUGGUGGAUUUCUGAAAUAACCCAUUUGGUUUCUUGGCUUGGGCUGAGCACAGGACACUCCUAGUUGCCCUGUGGCUCCUGGGGUUUGGGGUCUAGAGCCAGCCUUGUAGGAGGUUCAGAGGUAAGCAGGAGGAAGUCCUCACUUCCUUUCUGAAGAGCCUCUGUCGCGGGGGGUUGGGGUAGGUCGGGAGGCUGGCAGGCACUGGGCCAGUUUCCUAUGAGUGCAGACAGACCCCAGGUGGUGCAUGCACCCCCCUCCCUUUCCUGGCCAGUGUUGGGGGUGGGCACAGUAGGGCCCAGGUGGCUUGAGGUGGGUGGUUCCUGGCACAGCUCUGACCUCACUUCUGUGAGGCUCUGCUGUAUCUGGGGCCCUGCCCCCUCCCUCAUUGUCCCUGGCAGGUUUCUGUUUUUCUGGAGCACUUCGUGGAGGUGGCAGUGUGCUCAUGCUCGUGGCCUUGGGUGCAGUUCUGGGAGUGGGAGUUGCUGAGCUCACCCGAAGCCCUUGGCUGGCACUGUGAGAACUUGUGUGAACACACUUGCCUGCCUCCAAACAGGUGGUGCACAGACCUGGGUUACCCAGGCACCUGUGGGGGAUGCCCCGUGUGGGCAGAGACGUGAGUGCGUGUGUGUGCUCAGGUUUACAUCUGUGUGGGCAGAGACGUAGAGGAGCUGGAUACAUAUAUACUUGAGGACAGACACAGGAGGAUGGUGGGGGUGAGCAAACAACCCAGGGACACAGACAUGUGCGGGGACAGACAUACAUGAACCCAUCAGCGUGGGCCACGUAUGGGCUGCAGACACGUACAUAGAAAUACACCAUUGCUGGGAUCUGAAUCUCCCCACAUGGGAGGCAGACAUGUAAGUGGACAGACAUAUAGGUAGACCCAGCAGAGCACAGACGGGGAUGGGAACCGACAUUCCCAGACAAAAGACUCGGAGCCACAGGGAAGCCGCUCAAGUGCCUGGGCAGAAUGGAGUUGGCUGUGAGCUCCUGGGGGGCACAGACACAUAUGCUUGCCAGAGCCAGCGGACAGCAGAGGCCAGGAACCAGACACAGGUGGGUUCUGAGAGGUAGGCCGAGGCGUGCAUUGCCUGGUUAUCACUGUUUCCCUGCGUGGCACAGUGCCCGGAAGUUGUCCUGUUUGGGGUGGUGAUGGUACAGGUGCUCUGUGGUGGAGCUUAUUUCUAGACUCUCACUUUGGGGUUUGAGGACCCCAAAAAGCUCAGUCUCCUGUGUUUUACUCAGAGUCAUUUGGCCUCUCCACCUCUGCAUUACAAGGCUGUGUUUGUGCCUUAAGUGCCAGCAGGUGCUCUUUGAAUUUUGAUUCUCAUCUUCCCUGGAUCUCCAGAGGCUUCCUGAAGUGAGGCUGUGUGGCCUGGGUAGGGUGCUCCAACUGUUCCUUUCCUACCAGAAUAGGAGAGGAACUGUCUGGGGAUUCUCCUUCUGAACCCAAGCCUGCGGGUCUUUGACAGGGAUCCCCCAGGUGAGAGAGAGAGCACACAUGUAGCUGCGUCUGUGAUGAGAGCCACUGCCCUCUGGGGCGGGCUCCUUCUCUGCUAAGCCGUGGGCUUGCACAGGGAAGGGGUCCCCCACCUGGCUAUGCUCAGGUCUCCUCUGCCCAACCUGGCACCUGAGAGACAGCCCAGAUUCUAGAUAUGCUUUGAUACUAAUGCACCAUGCAACCUCCAGCAAGUCAAUUAAUGUAUUGGUUUCCUCAUCUUUAGAGUGGGGUCAGUAACCUCUACCUCCUUGUGGGUUCAGUGGGAGAAAAUCAGUGCAAAGCAUGUGGCCCAGUGCAUGGCAUGGAGUGAGUGCUCAGUUGAUGUGGCGGUGGGGGCCUUUGAUUAUGAGCCAUCCCCUGUGGCCAGGACUCUGCAGGGCUUCCUCAGCAGCCAGGUGCAUGGCCCUGGGCCUCUGGGUGAGGUCUGGAGCAGGCUGGGUGGGCCAGGCACCUCUCCUGUGAAAGCUGGAGGGCUUUGUCCUCAGUCGGUGCCCACUAGUCCCUCCUUAGCCCUGUGGGACCUCCAUACACGGGGUCAGGAAAUGGCAGGCUGGGCGGGCGUAUGGAAGCUUGGGCCUGCUGACUGCUGGGCCUCUGGGAGGGGAGCCAGUGUUUGCUAAGAAUAGUCCCAAAUCAUGGCUUUCGUUUCCCAGAGGGCAGCCCAGCCAUGUGCUGCCCCUGUCUUGGGCCAAGGCACUUGCAGAUGGACUUUUUAUGUUUCCUGUAACUGGUGCUCAGCACAGGAUUGAGCCUGGGAGCAGCAGGCUUAGUCUGGGAGGAGGCUCUGUUUGUCUUCCGAGGCCUUUGGCUGGGACCCGGGGAAAGAGAAGGUCUGGAAGCACUGGCCUUUAUAAUCCCUGAGUUCCUUUUCCACUCAGGGCUUUUCCUGACACAUCUGCCUCGACCAUCUUCCUACCUGCAAAUAGACCUGUUGUGAUUAAGAACACUGGCUCUGGAAAGAAACUACCAGGGUCUGAAUUUCUGCUCCCUCCCUCAUUAGCCAUGUGGCCCAGGGCAAGAAACUUAACCUCUCUGUGCCUCAAGUCCCUUGUGUAACAGGGUUAAGGAUAGCAACUCCCUUAUGAGAAUGUCACAAGGAUGAAAGGAGGUAAUCGCAGAGAGCCUCCGAGGCUGUCUGGCUCCUAGGAAGUACUCAGUAAACAUUAGGUGCUUAUGUUAUUACCACGAUGUUAUUCUCUCAGCAGAGGCCAGGAUGCUUGCACAGGACCAGUUGGUGGGAAGGGACCAGCGUGGCAUCUUGAUGUGGGUUCCUGAGCUUUCUUGGCCCUGGGUUCAGUAUGAGGUGCAGGGGCUCCGAAGGUAGAUUAAACUCUGUCCCUGCCAGGAGGUCUGGGGUCCUGAGGCUGCUGGCAGACUAUGGGUACAACGGCCAGCACAGCCCAGCAGACGGUCUCGGCAGGCACCCCAUUUGAGGGCCUACAGGGCAGUGGCACGAUGGACAGUCGGCACUCCGUCAGCAUCCACUCCUUCCAGAGCACUAGCUUGCAUAACAGCAAGGCCAAGUCCAUCAUCCCCAACAAGGUGGCCCCUGUUGUGAUCACGUACAACUGCAAGGAGGAGUUCCAGAUCCAUGAUGAGCUGCUCAAGGCUCAUUACACGUUGGGCCGGCUCUCGGACAACACCCCUGAGCACUACCUGGUGCAAGGCCGCUACUUCCUGGUGCGGGAUGUCACUGAGAAGAUGGAUGUGCUGGGCACCGUGGGAAGCUGUGGGGCCCCCAACUUCCGGCAGGUGCAGGGUGGGCUCACUGUGUUCGGCAUGGGACAGCCCAGCCUCUCAGGGUUCAGGCGGGUCCUCCAGAAACUCCAGAAGGACGGACAUAGGGAGUGUGUCAUCUUCUGUGUGCGGGAGGAACCUGUGCUUUUCCUGCGUGCAGAUGAGGACUUUGUGUCCUACACACCUCGAGACAAGCAGAACCUUCAUGAGAACCUCCAGGGCCUUGGACCCGGGGUCCGGGUGGAGAGCCUGGAGCUGGCCAUCCGGAAAGAGAUCCACGACUUUGCCCAGCUGAGCGAGAACACAUACCAUGUGUACCAUAACACCGAGGACCUGUGGGGGGAGCCCCAUGCUGUGGCCAUCCAUGGUGAGGACGACUUGCAUGUGACGGAGGAGGUGUACAAGCGGCCCCUCUUCCUGCAGCCCACCUACAGGUACCACCGCCUGCCCCUGCCCGAGCAAGGGAGUCCCCUGGAGGCCCAGUUGGACGCCUUUGUCAGUGUUCUCCGGGAGACCCCCAGCCUGCUGCAGCUCCGUGAUGCCCACGGGCCUCCCCCAGCCCUCGUCUUCAGCUGCCAGAUGGGCGUGGGCAGGACCAACCUGGGCAUGGUCCUGGGCACCCUCAUCCUGCUUCACCGCAGUGGGACCACCUCCCAGCCAGAGGCUGCCCCCACGCAGGCCAAGCCCCUGCCUAUGGAGCAGUUCCAGGUGAUCCAGAGCUUUCUCCGCAUGGUGCCCCAGGGAAGGAGGAUGGUGGAAGAGGUGGACAGAGCCAUCACUGCCUGUGCCGAGUUGCAUGACCUGAAAGAAGUGGUCUUGGAAAACCAGAAGAAGUUAGAAGGUAUCCGACCGGAGAGCCCAGCCCAGGGAAGCGGCAGCCGACACAGCGUCUGGCAGAGGGCGCUGUGGAGCCUGGAGCGAUACUUCUACCUGAUCCUGUUUAACUACUACCUUCAUGAGCAGUACCCGCUGGCCUUUGCCCUCAGUUUCAGCCGCUGGCUGUGUGCCCACCCUGAGCUGUACCGCCUGCCCGUGACGCUGAGCUCAGCAGGCCCUGUGGCUCCGAGGGACCUCAUCGCCAGGGGCUCCCUACGGGAGGACGAUCUGGUCUCCCCGGACGCGCUCAGCACUGUCAGAGAGAUGGAUGUGGCCAACUUCCGGCGGGUGCCCCGCAUGCCCAUCUACGGCACGGCCCAGCCCAGCGCCAAGGCCCUGGGGAGCAUCCUGGCCUACCUGACGGACGCCAAGAGGAGGCUGCGGAAGGUUGUCUGGGUGAGCCUUCGGGAGGAGGCCGUGUUGGAGUGUGACGGGCACACCUACAGCCUGCGGUGGCCUGGGCCCCCUGUGGCUCCUGACCAGCUGGAGACCCUGGAGGCCCAGCUGAAGGCCCAUCUAAGCGAGCCUCCCCCAGGCAAGGAGGGCCCCCUGACCUACAGGUUCCAGACCUGCCUUACCAUGCAGGAGGUCUUCAGCCAGCACCGCAGGGCCUGUCCUGGCCUCACCUACCACCGCAUCCCCAUGCCGGACUUCUGUGCCCCCCGAGAGGAGGACUUUGACCAGCUGCUGGAGGCCCUGCGGGCCGCCCUCUCCAAGGACCCAGGCACUGGCUUCGUGUUCAGCUGCCUCAGCGGCCAGGGCCGUACCACAACUGCGAUGGUGGUGGCUGUCCUGGCCUUCUGGCACAUCCAAGGCUUCCCCGAGGUGGGUGAGGAGGAGCUCGUGAGUGUGCCUGAUGCCAAGUUCACUAAGGGUGAAUUUCAGGUAGUAAUGAAGGUGGUGCAGCUGCUACCCGAUGGGCACCGUGUGAAGAAGGAGGUGGACGCAGCGCUGGACACUGUCAGCGAGACCAUGACGCCCAUGCACUACCACCUGCGGGAGAUCAUCAUCUGCACCUACCGCCAGGCGAAGGCAGCGAAAGAGGCGCAAGAAAUGCGGAGGCUGCAGCUGCGGAGCCUGCAGUACUUGGAGCGCUAUGUCUGCCUGAUUCUCUUCAACGCGUACCUCCACCUGGAGAAGGCCGACUCCUGGCAGAGGCCCUUCAGCACCUGGAUGCAGGAGGUGGCAUCGAAGGCUGGCAUCUACGAGAUCCUUAACGAGCUGGGCUUCCCCGAGCUGGAGAGCGGGGAGGACCAGCCCUUCUCCAGGCUGCGCUACCGGUGGCAGGAGCAGAGCUGCAGCCUCGAGCCCUCUGCCCCCGAGGACUUGCUGUAGGGGGCCUUACUCCCUGUCCCCCCACCCACAGGGCCCCACGCAGGCCUGGGGUGUCUGAGGUGCUCUUGGCUGGGAGCGGCCCUGAGGGGUGCUGGCCUUGAAAUGAUUCCCCCACUUCCUGGAGAGACUGAGCGGAGUUGGGAGCCUUUUUAGAAAGAACUUUUUAUAGGACAGGGAGACAGCACAGCCAUCCCUUGCAAACCACCAAGGUGUGUGGCUGACCUCCAGGGAGGAGCACUCACUGGAGUGCUCACAAGGUGCACACUGCUGUGUGUACCUUGCAGACAGGCCGGCGUUCAGCCUCCAAGGGGCUCACUCCCCCAGUUGCCAAACACUGUGGAUCUCUCUGUCCUCUUCUCCCCUCUCUCAGAUUGGCCUGGCAGCCCCUGGCACAGAGCAGACCCGGCCACUGGUAGCUCCCCACUUCCUUACUCCUGCUGCUCUGCCAUUGCCGCUCCCCUUGUUGCUGCCCAAGCACUGCCCUCGGGCGUCUGGCAGCCUGAGGUGGGUGGAGGGGACAGUGUUCUGGAUAGAUCUAUUAUGUGAAAGGCAGCUUCACCCAGUUUUCUGGACUCUCAUGCCCCCAUCUCCGACCUGGGAGACUUCAGGAAUGACAACCUACCCAGCCUGGUGGGGCUGGCAGGAUGGUGGAGGUUUCUCAAGGAGCUGGAGACUUCAGGGAGCCCCUCUCAUGGGGAGGAAAGAGCUUCCAGGGGGCGAACGCAGCACAGAGGAAGAGGCCUGCUCCACUUGUCUGGGAACCUGGGCAGGAGGCACAGAGGAAGCCAAGGCCUGGAGCUGCAGGUCCCCCGGCAUCUCUCUCUGUCCCGGCAGCCCAGGAUGGCCUGGUGCCCCCACCUGCUGCAGCAGGAGCCCCAAGGAGUGCUAGCUGAGGGUGGUUGCUGGGGUGGUCCUCAUGGACAGUGAGGUGUGCAAGGGUGCACUGAGGGUGGUGGGAGGGGAUCACCUGGGUUCCAGGCCAUCCUUGCUGAGCAUCUUUGAGCCUGCCUUCCGGUGGGAGCAGAAAAGGCCAGACCCUGCUGAGUUAGAGGCUGCUGGGAUCCACUGUUUCCACACAGCGGGAAGGCUGCUGGGAACAGGUGGCAGAGAAGUGCCAUGUUUGCGUUGAGCCUUGCAGCUCUUCCAGCUGGGGACUGGUGCUUGCUGAAACCCAGGAGCUGAACAGUGAGGAGGCUGUCCACCUUGCUUGGCUCACUGGGACCAGGAAAGCCUGUCUUUGGUUAGGCUCGUGUACUUCUGCAGGAAAAAAAAAAAAGGAUGUGUCAUUGGUCAUGAUAUUUGAAAAGGGGAGGAGGCCGAAGUUGUUCCCAUUUAUCCAGUAUUGGAAAAUAUUUGACCCCCUUGGCUGAAUUCUUUUGCAGAACUACUGUGUGUCUGUUCACUACCUUUUCAGGUUUAUUGUUUUUAUUUUUGCAUGAAUUAAGACGUUUUAAUUUCUUUGCAGACAAGGUCUAGAUGCGGAGUCAGAGAUGGGACUGAAUGGGGAGGGAUCCUUUGUGUUCUCAUGGUUGGCUCUGACUUUCAGCUGUGUUGGGACCACUGGCUGAUCACAUCACCUCUCUGCCUCAGUUUCCCCAUCUGUAAAAUGGGAGAAUAAUACUUGCCUACCUACCUCACAGGGGUGUUGUGAGGAUUCAUUUGUGAUUUUUUUUUUUUUUGUACAGAGCUUUUAAGCAUUAAAAACAGCUAAAUGUGA
Homo sapiens (human) is the source of this 8184-nucleotide messenger RNA. It is a transcript of the gene PALD1, whose product is annotated as phosphatase domain containing paladin 1. The record is from RefSeq and is a predicted model, not a curated record. The transcript has 20 exons. The coding region runs from base 3897 to 6467 and encodes 856 amino acids. NCBI's taxonomy places the organism in Eukaryota, Metazoa, Chordata, Mammalia, Primates, Hominidae. Gene Ontology annotation, cellular component: cytosol.